AUGAUAAAUGAAAAACAUCAUCCACGAAGGUUUAACAAUACUGUAAACAUCUCAAACGGCCAUGACACUGGUAUUCACAUCGAAGUGGAAGGUGGAACAAUUUGUGGAGCAACAGCUAGUUAUGAUAAAAAGAAUAGCAGAAACACUAUGACAACAUUAAAUGAAUGGGACUUGCAAGAUGAAUUUGAUGAAAUUGAUGGUGUACGAUGGGCGUAUAGAUUUAUAGGCGAUGAAAUGUAUGAUGAUGGAGAAC
Racocetra fulgida is the source of this 253-nucleotide messenger RNA. The record is from the annotation of a GenBank genome assembly. Lineage: Eukaryota; Fungi; Glomeromycota; Glomeromycetes; Diversisporales; Gigasporaceae.